AGACCCAGAGCCAACGCGUGGAUUGGUCUCUCCUAGUUGCAGUCUGGUAGUCGUUGGUGACAGUGCGCCGCCUAGUUAUUGCCCUGAAGGCGGACGAGCCAGCUGCCCAGGAAAGGAGGAAAGUGGUAAAAGCUGACCUCUAUCCGAUCCGUGGCAGGUCUUUAAGUGCGUUGGCGCAGCAGAUUUCAAGGCUAAGAGAGAAAGACUGCCUCUGAUCCCUGCAGGAAGAAGAAACAGGGGGAAAAAAAAAAAACCUCAACAUGGAAAACGCCUCCCAGGAAAACACAGUUGGGGAGCAAGCCCCAGUGCAGAAUGAAGAAGCAGGUCGUCCUUUGGGAGGUGGUGAAGUCCGGGAGCCUGGAGGAAAUAUUAGAGGGGGUUGGGUUCCACCUGCACAGGAUUUUGGAGAGGAUGUGCCUAAUAGGCUUGUCAAUAACAUUGAUAUGAUAGAUGGAGAUGCGGAUGAUAUGGAACGGUUCAUGGAGGAGAUGAGAGAGCUAAGGAGGAAAAUUAGGGAGCUUCAGUUGAGGUACAGUCUGCGUAUUCUUAUAGGGGACCCCCCUCACCAUGAUCAUCAUGAUGAGUUUUGCCUUAUGCCUUGAAUCUUAAGGUUAAUAAUUAUAAGCUGCCUGCUUUCCAAACUUGUAUUUUCCUGGUAUACUUUUAGUGUGAAUCUUUUGGUGUUCUUCUGCCAUUUUCUGAUUGAAGAUUUCAUUUUGACCUAGUCUGUAAGUUUUUUUGUCAGCAGGGGGUUUUCAUCAACUUGCAUGGGAAGAUGUUUAUUACAUGUUGUAAAGUUAAUAAAGCAAUUUAAAAAGCAGUCUA
Messenger RNA from Propithecus coquereli (Coquerel's sifaka), 825 nucleotides. It is a transcript of the gene BEX5, whose product is annotated as brain expressed, X-linked 5. Lineage: Eukaryota; Metazoa; Chordata; Mammalia; Primates; Indriidae. The record is from RefSeq and is a predicted model, not a curated record. Gene Ontology annotation, molecular function: signaling receptor binding. Gene Ontology annotation, biological process: signal transduction. Gene Ontology annotation, cellular component: cytoplasm. The transcript is spliced from 3 exons. The coding region runs from base 261 to 602 and encodes 113 amino acids.